Molecule: messenger RNA, 2332 nt
Organism: Vespa mandarinia (Asian giant hornet)
Lineage: Eukaryota; Metazoa; Arthropoda; Insecta; Hymenoptera; Vespidae
Gene: NUCB1
Product: Nucleobindin 1
Cellular component (GO): endoplasmic reticulum-Golgi intermediate compartment; extracellular exosome
Molecular function (GO): calcium ion binding
Source: RefSeq, a predicted model, not a curated record
UCUCAGCGAUGUUCUUAUUACGAUUAUCCGGGGAUAGCCACGAUUACAUUAGUUGACGUCAACGUUAAUGUUACUUGUUAUGCGCAAUAUUAUCAAUUUCGCGAUAAUACUUAUUUUGAGAAAGAAGUAAAAAACAAAACAAAAAAAAAGAAAUAAUAAUAACAACAAUCAAAAUUUUCUCUACCUUUAUCUUCGUUUUAAAUAUUAUUAUCAGAUUAUAUUAGUGUCUUACGUGUACAUCGAGAAGUUUCUAAUUUGGUCAAGAUAGUGCUAGUACGAUUCUAAUUGCAAAAGGAAUUUUAUAUUACUGAGAAGAAACAUGUACUGGUCUCUCAGUUUUAUUUUGUGUGGUCUGUUGGUGCAAACAAUAGUUGCACCUCCAGUUACCAAAGAUAAAGCUAAUGAAGAACAUAAAGAGAAAGAUCAUGAGCCAGCAGUAAUGGAAUAUCAUAGAUAUUUGAAAGAAGUCGUGGACGCCUUAGAAAGUGAUCCAGAGUUUCGUUCAAAAUUAGAAAAAGCUCAAGAGGAGGAUAUACGUACAGGGAAAAUAGCUCAUGAAUUAGAAUUUGUGAAUUAUAAAAUAAGAACUAGAUUGGAUGAAUUGAAGCGAGAAGAAUUGGAACGUUUGAGACAUCUUGCAAUAAAGGAGAAUCAAUUGAACAAUGGUUUGGAUCUUAAACAUUUAAAGAUAGCUGAACAUUUGGAUCAUUCGAAUACGCGCUCUUUUGAAAUCAACGAUUUAAAGAAAUUAAUAGCCAAGACGACAGAAGAUUUGGCAGAAGCCGACAGACGUAGACGUCAACAAUUUAAGGAAUACGAAAUGGAAAAGAAAUUCGAACAGGAACAGAAAAUAAAGGCUAUGGAUGAGAAAGAAAAAGAACAAUACAUUCAACAUUUGCAAGAAGUGAAGAAGAAGCAUAAAAAUGUUCAGUUACAUCAUCCUGGUAGUAAGCAACAGUUAGAAGACGUAUGGGCAAUGCAAGAUGACAUGGGCGGUGAAGAUUUUGAUCUUAAGAAAUUUUUUUAUAUUCACGAUAUCGAUGAUAAUGGGGUUUGGGAUCAGAACGAAGUGAAGGCUUUAUUUUUAAAAGAUUUAAAUGAAAUGUAUGGAAAAGGUAUACCCGAAGAAGAUCUUCUCGAGAAAGAAGAAGAAAUGGAAAGAAUGAGAGAGCAUGUAUUUAAUGAAGCUGAUCUUAACAAAGAUGGUCUCAUAAGCUAUCAAGAAUUUUUGGAACAAACUAAGAAACCAGAUUUCCAAGAUGAUCCAGGCUGGAAACCAUUGGAUGAACAACAAAUUUAUUCUCAGGAAGAAUACGAAGCUUUUGAAAAACGUAGGAGAGAAGAAUUAAUUGCAAAGGGAAUUCUACAACCGCAACAGGAUAAUAUACCACCGCAGAAUCAACAGUUCUCACCGCAUGGAAAUAUACCUGUUCAACAACAGGUUGUGAACAAUCAAGCUAAUACACAACAACAAUAUCAGUAUCAAGGACAACCGGUUCAACAGCAAUAUAAUCCGCAACAAAUUCCAAUACAACAACAACAACAACAACAUUACCAAGGCCAAGUACCAAUGCAGCAACAAGGACACUAUCAACAUCAGCAACACCAGCAAUAUCAGGGACAGAUUGUACCUCAAAAUGGACAGUUCCAUGAACAGAUACAGUCCAAUCAGAUUCCUGUACAUCCGCAAAUACAACAGGCACAACAAAUACAACAACAGCAACUCCAGCAACAACAACUCCACCAACAGCAACUGCAGCAACAGCAACUGCAACAACGGCAACAACAGCAGCAGCAACAACAACAGAAUACAAUCAAUCAAAUUCCACAACAACCAAAUAUUCAAAAUACGAUAUCGCAGCAGCAACAACCUAUCCAAAAUCAAAUACCAUCGAUACCAGGACAAAGUAAGGAGAAUCCUGUAGUACAACAACAAAGUCUACCAUUGGCAACUAACUCCGCACAACAAGCUCAACAAAAUAGCAUACACAAUGCUGGAAAAGUCUAAUUUACAUAUAUGCAUAUAUAUAUGCAGAUGUCUCGACUAUAUACUUGAAUUACUUCAGUAUUAAUCGGAUAUUUUCAAGAUUGUCCUAAUACAGAUCGAAAAAAAAAAAGAAUACACAUUACAAUUUGACGAAUAUGACAGACAAACUUUAACUAUAUAGAGCAUAUAUUGAUUUUUUACUAAUAAUAGCGAAGAGAAAUUUAUAUAAUUUUACAAGGAUAAACGUAAAUAAUGGUUUCUCUCAUCUCAACAGCUGGGGUUGUUAUCGAUAUAAACAGAAAAAAAAAAAAAAAAGAAUAAAGAAUAAGAACGAAAAAAAAAAAA